AUGCGGCCAUCGCAGGGGGAGCCCUUCCUACCGCAGUCGUCGCCGGUGUGGGAGAGGAGUUGGCAGAUGGGGCCGGCUUCGGCGGAGGCGGGCAGUUCGCCGGCGCCCUUCCAGCCGUCGCCGUCCCGGAGCAGUUCGCAGACGACCUACCAGCAUAGGCCGGUAGAGGAAGGGCUGCUGGGCCGGAGGGACGCCUUAUUGCUCGGCAUCGUCUUCUCCGCCAUGACGCCGGCGCUGCUCGCCCCUGCCGGCGCUUUGGCGGAUGAGGCCACCGCCGGUAGUGGCAAUGGCGACAUGCUAUAUAAAAAGCUCUGUGCGCGUGUGUCUACAGGCUGGCUGGUCGGCGUCGGCGAGGCCAGCGGCAUCAACUCCGUCACGGCGUUCUACCCCGAGCAGGCCGCCGCCGACUCCAACGUCAGCGUCGCCAUCACCGGGAUCGGGCCGGACUUCACCAGCCUCAAGUCCUUCGGCGACGUCGAUGCCUUCGCCGAGGGCCUGAUACGUGCCCUGGGCAGGAGCUGGCAGAGGCCGCCGGGGCUCGCCGCCAAGCUCAUCCACUCCAGGGCGGCAAACAGCCUGUACUACCUGGAAUACACGCUGCAGAACCCCGGCGAGCGGCGGCGGCACAUCGUCUCGGCCAUCGGGAUGGCCUUCAACGGCUGGUACAACCGCCUCCACUGCGAUGGGCCAGCGACUUUUGAAUAUAAUGGGAGAACUUUCCCAUAUGCCUUUGGUGAUGUUCUGAAUGGACGUACCCCUGGGAAACAAUUUGUCAAGAAAUUUCAGGGAAGCCCGUACUUGUUUGUUAAGAUGGACCAAUGCAAGGCUACGAUCUACGGAUCGGACCUGACAAACUACUGA
Molecule: messenger RNA, 861 nt
Organism: Zea mays
Lineage: Eukaryota; Viridiplantae; Streptophyta; Magnoliopsida; Poales; Poaceae
Product: psbP domain-containing protein 3, chloroplastic
Exons: 8
Coding region: 1-861 (286 amino acids)
Biological process (GO): photosynthesis
Cellular component (GO): photosystem II oxygen evolving complex; extrinsic component of membrane; photosystem II
Molecular function (GO): calcium ion binding
Source: RefSeq, a predicted model, not a curated record